GGUGGGGCGGGGGCGGGACCCACAGGCCACGCCCACCAGGCAGUCUUUAAAAGGUGCGGGCUCUUUCUCCUCGGCUAUUCCCGACUGCCGGCGCGCUGCGCUCCUUCUGGGUCUGCGGUUUCCGCUGGCGGUGCGUGGUCGGCCUCCGACUCAAGAUGCCCGUCUGGGGAGGUGGCAACAAGUGCGGGGCCUGUGGGAGGACCGUGUACCACGCGGAAGAGGUGCAGUGCGACGGGAGAAGCUUCCACCGCUGCUGCUUUCUGUGCAUGGUUUGCAGGAAAAAUUUAGAUAGCACAACAGUGGCAAUUCACGAUGAGGAGAUCUACUGCAAAUCCUGCUACGGAAAGAAAUAUGGGCCCAAAGGCUAUGGUUAUGGCCAGGGCGCUGGCACGCUCAACAUGGACCGUGGUGAGAGGCUGGGCAUCAAGCCAGAGAGUGCUCAACCUCACAGGCCUACAACAAAUCCAAACACUUCUAAAUUUGCUCAGAAAUACGGAGGUGCUGAGAAGUGUUCCAGAUGUGGGGAUUCCGUGUAUGCUGCUGAGAAGAUCAUUGGAGCUGGAAAGCCCUGGCACAAAAACUGUUUCCGGUGUGCCAAGUGUGGCAAGAGUCUUGAAUCCACAACUCUGACUGAGAAAGAAGGUGAAAUCUAUUGUAAAGGAUGCUAUGCAAAGAACUUCGGGCCCAAGGGAUUUGGAUAUGGCCAAGGAGCAGGAGCCCUUGUUCAUGCUCAGUGAAGGUGUAAACCCGGAACCGAGAUCACACACUGAGAAUUCCGACAUCAUUUAUGCCCAGAUCAUCUAACACUAAACUACUGUGAAAUUCUGCCAGCGCCUAAGUACUGUCUGUUGUCCCGUACAUGGACAGGCUGGCUGACUAGUAGGAAGAGAGCACUGUAUCCUUCUGCUUUAUUCAUUAGCAUUGUCAAGAAUUGUUUCUUUUACAUUUUAAAUAAAACUUCAGCUUGA
Messenger RNA from Lutra lutra (Eurasian river otter), 968 nucleotides. It is a transcript of the gene CSRP2, whose product is annotated as cysteine and glycine rich protein 2. Bases 156 to 737 code for a protein of 193 amino acids. Lineage: Eukaryota; Metazoa; Chordata; Mammalia; Carnivora; Mustelidae. Gene Ontology annotation, molecular function: actinin binding; structural constituent of muscle. The record is from RefSeq and is a predicted model, not a curated record. Gene Ontology annotation, cellular component: Z disc; nucleus; cytoplasm. The transcript is spliced from 6 exons. Gene Ontology annotation, biological process: sarcomere organization; muscle tissue development.